CCUAAGGCUCGCCACAAUGCCCUCGCGCUCACCGCCCACCAGACCGGGCCUUGUGUUUCUUUCGGCAGAAAAAAGAUGCGGCGUUCGACGGUUCUCAGUGUCUGGUUUUACGUCGUUCAUCCUCGACUGCACAGUUGUUCGUGGAGUUAUCCUGUGUACCUGUUCAGUUUUGCUCCUGAACCUCGCCAUUCGAUCAAUCUGAACCCCAGCGGAAUCUCCUCUUCCCUGGCCAUGAGUGCCCCGAAUUCGUCCUAAAACCCAUCUAGCCCAGGGCUUCCCCGAAGUGCCAGCAUUAAUUCUCCAUUACCUACCUUCUCUUCCUGGGGAUACCGACAAAAUAACCGCUCCAUUGAAAACAUACCUUCAGAAUGUCUUUCCGAACGAAGCUUUUCACCUUGCGGUACAGCCCAAAUCAUAUAACUCCGCCCGUCGCAGGCCGAUACCUGAGCUCCCAAUUCAACUGUCUUCAACCGAAGAUUGCCCAUAUGUACAAAAACCGUGAUCGAUCUGUACUAUGGUGGAUGGUCUCAGCGCAUAACCUGGUUUCACACAAGCGGGUGGUGAGAACAUGGCUGGCGCGGCGGAUGCGCGCCGCGUUUCAGCAGGCGUUGAAAGAGCACGGUUUCAAUUCCCAAGGCAAGAGACUUGCACCUCCACCUCUAAGGAGACAGGGCGGGCGAGACUUUGGUGAUCUGACCGGCACCGUGGAGAUCUCAAUCAAUCCGCGUAGUCUCCGGGAGGAUUUAUCUCAGUUGGAUAAGAGUAUGGCAGUGACACUGGGUACGAUACUACGCCAUCGGCAGGAAGAGGCCAAAACGCCAGUUGCUGGGGGUGCAGCAGUUGGGAAAAAGUGGGCGCAAGCUGCUCGUCGGUAGAUGCAGGCUCAUCCUCUUUUCACAUUUAUUCUUGUACAAUAACGUUUCUUUCAGGGUUCGCUGUAUAUUAUGGGUUCACGGGGCGAUAUGGGGGUUGGGCGCAUGAGAUGCAUUGCGUGGUGUUUAUAUUUAUAGACCAUAGAUAGACAUGUACAUAACAGAAUCAGGCACACUCUCGACUUCACAUCCGGAGAAAAGAUGAAACAAAAACCCAACGCAACAGCGAAUGAUGCGCAGGGCUUGUCGUACGUGUAGUUUCCCACUGGGGGAAUCCACGCGGCACUGCCUCCUUGGCGCCUUC
This is a messenger RNA of Aspergillus melleus, 1176 nucleotides long. RefSeq lists its product as uncharacterized. The transcript has a single exon. Bases 369 to 875 code for a protein of 168 amino acids. The record is from RefSeq and is a predicted model, not a curated record. NCBI's taxonomy places the organism in Eukaryota, Fungi, Ascomycota, Eurotiomycetes, Eurotiales, Aspergillaceae.